This is a messenger RNA of Cricetulus griseus (Chinese hamster), 2825 nucleotides long. The record is from RefSeq and is a predicted model, not a curated record. NCBI's taxonomy places the organism in Eukaryota, Metazoa, Chordata, Mammalia, Rodentia, Cricetidae.
GGAAGGAGCGUCCCUAGCUAAGACGGAGCGGAAGAUGGCGGCGGAAACGCUGCUGUCCAGUGUGUUGGGGUUGCUAUCGCUCGGGCUCCUGCUACCCGCGCGGCUGACGGGGGCCGUCGGGAGCCUGAAUCUGGAGGAGCUGAGCGAGAUGCGUUAUGGCAUCCAGAUCCUGCCAUUGCCUGUCAUGGGAGGGCAGGUGAGGGCUGUGGGGGCGAGGGUCCUAUGCAAGAAGAAGGGGCUCGCACACGGUGAAGGAGGAAGGGCAGCCUCUACCUCCCUGCCCCCCUUCCCGACCCUUCUUUCCCAGAGCCAAGCUUCAGACGUGGUGGUUGUGUCUUCGAAGUAUAAACAGCGCUAUGAGUGCCGCCUGCCAGCUGGAGCCAUUCACUUCCAGCGGGAAAGGGAGGAAGAGGCACCCGCUUACCAAGGGCCUGGGAUUCCUGAAUUGUUGAGCCCAAUGAGAGAUGCUCCCUGUCUGUUGAAGACCAAGGACUGGUGGACUUAUGAAUUCUGUUAUGGACGCCAUAUCCAGCAGUACCAUAUGGAAGACUCAGAGAUCAAAGGUGACGUCCUCUACCUCGGCUACUAUCAGUCAGCCUUCAACUGGGAUGAUGAAACAGCCAAGGCCUCCAAGCAGCAUCGGCUGAAACGCUACCAUAGCCAGACUUACGGCAAUGGGUCCAAGUGUGAUCUCAACGGGAGGCCCCGAGAAGCGGAAGUCCGGUUCCUUUGUGAUGAGGGUGCAGGUAUAUCUGGGGACUACAUUGAUCGAGUAGAUGAGCCCUUGUCCUGCUCCUACGUACUGACCAUUCGGACUUCUCGGCUCUGCCCCCACCCUCUCCUCCGGCCCCCAGCCAGCGCUGCUCCACAGGCCAUUCUUUGUCACCCUGCCCUGCAGCCUGAUGAGUACAUGGCCUACCUCCAGAGGCAAGCUGAGUCAAAGCAGCAUGAGGAGAAAAUCACAGAGGAGGUCCAAGACACAGACCGCCAAGUGUGGGGCGAGACCAAGUCUGCUGGAGUAACCCCAGAGAAAGGAGAUGUCAGCCCAGCCAAGGAACACAAGGAAUCUGAAUUUUGGAAGAUGCUGCAUGAGCCAGAGGAACAGGCUGCAGUAGGAGAGGAGGCACAGGCAGGGCAGGAGAACCGGAACCCUGAGGCUACAGAAGAUCCAGCUUCCAACCCUCCCAAUGAUCUUCAGAACAAUGUGCAGGUCAAAGUCAUCCGGAGCCCAGCAGACUUGAUUCGACUGAUAGAGGAACUGAAAGGUGGAACCAAAAAGGGAAAGCCAAGCACAGACCAGGAACAGCCUGGAGAUGAUACCACGGAGGCCCCUCGGAGGGAGGUGGAGCUGAAGGAAAAGGGGGAUGAACCCCAGGCUGUUUCGGAGGAAGAGGACAAUGAGGAGGAAGAGGAGGAGGAGGAGGAAGACGAGGAUGAGCGGCAGUUAUUGGGAGAGUUCGAGAAAGAGCUGGAAGGGAUGCUGCUGCCCUCAGACCGUGAGCGGCUCCGCUCGGAGGUUAAGGCCGGCAUGGAGAGGGAGCUGGAGAACAUCAUCCAGGAGGCCAUGUUCCCCAGACCAUUAACCCCCCACCCCUCCCGCCUUCUGUGGGCCUUGCAGACAGAGAAGGAACUGGACCCAGAUGGCCUGAGAAAGGAGUCGGAACGGGAGCAGGCAAUACUGGCCCUGACAGCCACUCUGGAUAAACUCAUCAAGAGGCUGCAGGAAAACCAGAGUCCAGACCUGCUGCAGAAACACAAGAAGAAGAAGACUGUCCCUCAAAAGCCUCCCCCAUCACCACCUCCUACAGAGGAGGAGCCUGAACACAGAGUCCGGGUCCGAGUCACCAAGCUCCGUCAUGGAGGCCCCAAUCAGGAUCUGACUGUCCUGGAGAUGAACCGGGAAAACCCACAGCUGAAACAGAUCGAGGGGCUGGUGAAAGAAGUGCUGGAGAGGGAGGGGCUCGCGGCGGAAGGGAAGAUUGAGAUCAAAAUUGUGAGACCUGGAGCUGAAGGUAACGAGGAGGACACACGCUGGCUAACUGAUGAAGACACGAAAAGCCUUAAGGAGAUCUUCUUCAAUAUCUUGGUGCAGGGAGCAGAAGAGGCCAAUAAAGAGCGCCAGAGACAGAAAGACCUGGAGAGCAAUUACCGACGCGUGUGGGGCUCUCCAGGCGGUGAGGACACUGGGGAUCGGGAUGAGUUUGAUUUCUGAAACCAGAGCUGCCAGGCCUUCCAAGGAUUCCAGAAUCUUCCUGACUGGCUCUGCCUCCUCCUCAUCUCCCACCUUGGGGCCCCCCGGAGGCAAAAGGGCAGGUUGGAAGCCAAGCUCUGAACUUCAGGGGUCCGGCUCAGAGAGAGUGUGGAGACCCAAUGAGGGAGAGCUGUUGCGACUCCAGAGCCACCCUAAGACCUCAGCCAGGCCUGUGGGCUCCACUUCCCCAACAUGCCUUUUCUUUGCCCCUUUGGCUUUUCCUGUCCCCUGACUUCUUACCAUGUCUUGUGAGUAGGGCAUGGUGGGAAAAGCAGGCGAGCUGGACAGUUUAUCAGACUCCAAGAAAGAGGCUCCAUCCACCCCACCUCACCCCACCCCACCCCACCUGGAUACCCUGUUGCUAUUGGGAACUGCUUGCCCCUCCCUUGGAUUUCCUCCUUCCUGUUCCCACUGUCCCUUUAUCUGUGCUUCUGAGUCAGGAGCCCUUACCUCUGUCACUGAGAGAAUAGGAGACCUUACAUACCACCUCACACACAAUUCCAGCAAAAAGGGUUGGAUAUGGAGCCACCCAUGUGCUUCAGGUUUCUGAAUAAAGAACUGGACCAUCAAUGCA